AUGUCUAAUUCUCUGACCUAUUUCACGCAGCUCCUAAUCGCUCAGGCUGCUUUCGCCUGUCCGUUGUCGCGCCAGCAUGACCCAGCGGACCGCUGCGUCACUGUGCCACUAUCAAGUUUGAAGACUACUCAAGGGAACGUCAGCGGCACCACCUUCCACGCCGACAGCGAGGACGACAGCAGAAACAAGCGCCUCGUCUUUGACGAAAGCACAAGAUCGACAUCGACAUCAACCGUGGCCUACGAAGCUACAAAAGGGCUGUCUGAACGGUUCGCCAUCAGAGGGCAAGGCAGCACUCAUGUGUGCACUAUGUCUAAUCCUCUGAUCUUCUUCACGCAGAACCAAGAAGCCACUGCUGCGGGACUGGACUUGGCAUCGCUCAGCGCACCUGCUGGCAUCCAACAGGGUGCAGAAUGCUCUAGUCAGGUGCAGCACAUGGAGCCAGGCUUGUCCGGAUACACGAACGAAAGAGAGUUCAACACCGUCGACCCCGUGAAGGAAAACAAGUAUCUAGUCUGCCUCUCAAUGCUUCUGCAGCUGUUCUCCGUCUGCAGGGAAUGUCUAGCCCCCACGCAAACGAAACUGACAGGAGAGGGGACUCUUCUGCAUGCUGUGAUCACAUGUGUACGGGGCCACAUCACUGUGUGGGAAAAUCAGCCCAGAGUAAACGGCAAGGCACUCAUGAGUAUCCUCCUGCCUGCUGCGGUUACAUACGCCGGGGCCAGCCCUACGCAAGUUCUACGCCUCUUGAGUUCCAUAGGCAUCGCUGUCAUCCAUAAGAGCCUGUUCUUCCAAGUCCAGAGAUGUCUCGUGUUCCCUGCUGCUGCAAAGGUCUGGAAAGCAGAACAGACUACCCUUCUGACAUCGAUGAAGGGUCACAGACUUCACCUGGCAGGUGAUGGGCGUGCUGCUUCCCCCUGCCACACUGCUAAGUAUGGCACAUAUACACUGCUGGAUACCAACGUCAACAAGAUCCUCCAUUUUGAGGUUCUUCAGUCGACAGAGGUCAGGUCCAGCAAUCACAUGGAGACGGAGGGCCUUAAGCGUUCUUUUGACUACCUCGAAAGCUGUGGGUUCUGCCCACAUGUGCUCGUGACAGACCGACACUUCGGAGUCAAUGCACUGAUGAGGAACGACUACCCAGGCACAAAGCACCGAUUCGAUGCAUGGCAUAUUGCCAAAGGCAUUGGGAGCAAGAUGGCCGUAGCAGGGAAAACAAAACGGAACGACAUUCUCAACAAAUGGGUGAAGACUGUUCGGGCACACGUGUAUUGGUGUGCCCAAACCAGUGGUGACGACGGCGCACUGGUACUUGCCAAGUGGACGUCAAUAAUGAGACACGUCAUCGACGUACACCAGCACCCGGACCCUCUGUAUCCUGAAUGUACGCACGCCCCACUUGCAGACCGAUGGUGGCUUCAUGAAGGUAAGAGUGAAUGCUUUCGGAAAUAUUUGUAA
Messenger RNA from Ixodes scapularis (black-legged tick), 1458 nucleotides. RefSeq lists its product as uncharacterized. The transcript is spliced from 7 exons. Bases 1 to 1458 code for a protein of 485 amino acids. Lineage: Eukaryota; Metazoa; Arthropoda; Arachnida; Ixodida; Ixodidae. The record is from RefSeq and is a predicted model, not a curated record.